AUGGCUUUCGCGUCCACGUCGUAUCAUCGCUCUCCUCCAUCGUCAUCAACCCGUAUUUCAUCUGCGGAUCGACGGCGGCAACAUCAUCGUCUUUGUUCUAAAAGUAAUACUCUUAAGACGUGCUCUGCCAUACGGCCGAACGAGAUUCAAAACAAUGGAAAGAUAGAAAUAAAAAAAGUCGAUUCAGAUGCAGAUAUUCGUGGCGCGGCGUGCGUCAGAGCGCUGUGUUUUUAUUCCUAUCCUAAAGACCGUUCGGAAUUUAGCAUCCGAGCGCACCGACUGACAAAAAUCGAAGCCGAGUUUGAGGCGAUAUCGAAUAAAAUAACAGGCAAAGACGUGUCGUACAAAAAUAACGAUGUUUUUUGCUAUGUUGCCGUAGAAGAACGCGUAAAAGGUGACAACAGAGUGCCAGAAGAUCCCGCGAUUGUCAUUCCGGGCGAAAAGAGCGCAAUCGUUUGCGGGACGUUGGAUUUGAACGUCGGCGUAAACUUGCCGGCGGAAGAGUUGGUUGGAAAAUUUCCCAUCGAAGGUAAUGCUCGAAAGAAACGAUGUUACAUGAGUAACGUUUGCGUGUUGGAGUCUCGUAGAAAUCUAGGUAUAGCAAGACAACUCAUAGAGCGCGCGAUUGAAGAUGCGAAGAACAUCAACGUGGAGGAGAUUUACGUGCACGUAGUAUCGGAAAAUAUCGCCGCGAAACGCCUCUACGAGAAAGCAGGAUUUGUCGUAGAAUCAGAGGAGUCGGCGAAAGAGGCUUUGACGAGAAUGCACGAACCGAGACAAAUUUUACGGUAUCGUGGAUGA
Bathycoccus prasinos is the source of this 801-nucleotide messenger RNA. RefSeq lists its product with no specific name. Gene Ontology annotation, molecular function: acyltransferase activity, transferring groups other than amino-acyl groups. The record is from RefSeq and is a predicted model, not a curated record. Lineage: Eukaryota; Viridiplantae; Chlorophyta; Mamiellophyceae; Mamiellales; Bathycoccaceae. Bases 1 to 801 code for a protein of 266 amino acids. The transcript has a single exon.